Rotaria sordida is the source of this 360-nucleotide messenger RNA. NCBI's taxonomy places the organism in Eukaryota, Metazoa, Rotifera, Eurotatoria, Philodinida, Philodinidae. The record is from the annotation of a GenBank genome assembly.
AUGAAAAAAGAACAGCUCGACCAAAAAAAGAAACAAGAACUUAACACCGAAAAUAACAGAUUUGAAACACAAUCAGCGUCCAAAGAUUAUCGAGACACUGACAAAACCAGAGAUCCAGGCAUAGGCUCAUCAUAUAAUUCGACACACGUGAGUGGACAACAAAUUAAUGGAUUUUCAUCGACAUCAAAAUCUGCAAUAACACAUGAUCCUUCAGCGAGUGGUGGUGCUAGUCAGAAUGAUCAAGCUACGGGCGGUAAUAUCUCAGAGGAUAAAUGUCCGAUGUGUUUCAUGAUAUAUCCACCAACUAUGGAAGAAUACGAUCGACGUCGACAUGUCCAGGAACAUUUUAACGAUAAUUGA